AUGCUGGCUGUCCCAGAGACGGGCCUGCAGGGGCUGUGUAUUGGCUCCAGCCCAGAACGGUCUCCAGUGCCCAGCCCGCCUGGCUCCCCAAGGACCCAGGAUACCUGCGGCAUUGCCCCCCUCACACCAUCACAGUCUCCAAAGCCCGAUGCCCGAGCCCCACAGCAGGCCCUCUUCUCUGUGGUGGUGGCCAUCGACUUUGGCACCACAUCCAGUGGCUAUGCCUUCAGUUUUGCCAGUGACCCUGAGGCCAUCCACAUGAUGAGGAAAUGGGAGGGCGGAGACCCAGGCGUAGCCCACCAAAAGACCCCGACCUCCCUGCUGCUGACCCCGGAGGGCGCCUUUCACAGCUUUGGCUACACAGCCCGCGACUACUACCACGAUCUGGACCCCGAGGAGGCUCGGGACUGGCUCUACUUCGAAAAGUUCAAGAUGAAGAUCCACAGCGCCACUGAUCUCACUUUGAAGACUCAGCUAGAGGCUGUAAAUGGAAAGAAAAUGCCCGCCCUGGAGGUGUUCGCCCAUGCCCUGCGAUUCUUCAAGGAGCACGCCCUUCAGGAGCUGAGGGAGCAGUGCCCAUCGAUGCCAGAGAAGGACACUGUGCGCUGGGUGUUGACGGUGCCCGCCAUCUGGAAGCAGCCAGCCAAGCAGUUCAUGCGGGAGGCUGCCUACCUGGCCGGCCUGGUGUCCCGAGAGAAUGCAGAGCAGCUACUCAUCGCACUGGAGCCCGAGGCUGCCUCUGUCUACUGUCGAAAGCUGCGUCUGCACCAGCUUGUGGACCUGAGCAGCUGGGCCCCCGGCGGUGGGCGCCUGGGGGAGCGCCGCUCCAUCGACUCCAGCUUCCGGCAGGCCCGAGAGCAGCUGCGAAGGUCCCGCCACAGCCGCACAUUCCUGGUGGAGUCGGGCGUCGGAGAGCUGUGGGCAGAGUUGCAAGCAGGAGACCGCUACAUGGUGGCAGAUUGUGGGGGAGGCACCGUGGACCUGACUGUGCACCAGCUGGAGCAGCCUUAUGGCACUCUCAAGGAACUCUACAAGGCAUCUGGCGGCCCCUAUGGUGCGGUGGGCGUGGACCUGGCCUUUGAGCAGCUGCUGGGCCGCAUCUUUGGCGAGGACUUCAUCAACACUUUCAAAAGGGAACGGCCUGCAGCCUGGGUGGAUUUAACCAUCGCCUUCGAGGCCCGUAAACGCACAGCGGGUCCGCACCGUGCUGGCGCACUCAACAUCUCCCUGCCCUUCUCCUUCAUCGACUUCUACCGCAAGCAGCGAGGCCACAAUGUGGAGACGGCCCUGCGCAGGAGCAGCGUGAACUUCGUGAAGUGGUCCUCACAGGGGAUGCUCCGGAUGUCCUGCGAGGCCAUGAACGAGCUCUUCCAACCCACUGUCAGCGGGAUCAUCCAGCACAUCGAGGCGCUGCUUGCGCAGCCAGAGGUGCAAGGCGUGAAACUGCUAUUCCUGGUGGGCGGCUUCGCUGAGUCAGCAGUGCUGCAGCACGCAGUGCAGGCGGCGCUGGGCGCCCGCGGCCUGCGCGUUGUCGUCCCGCACGAUGUGGGCCUCACCAUCCUCAAGGGCGCCGUGCUCUUUGGGCAGUCGCCGGGUGUCGUGCGGGUGCGCCGCUCGCCGCUCACCUAUGGCGUGGGCGUGCUGAACCGCUUCGUGGCCGGGCGCCACCCGCCCGACAAGCUGCUGGUUCGCGACGGCCGCCGCUGGUGCACCGACGUCUUUGAGCGCUUCGUGGCCGCCGAGCAGUCGGUGGCCCUGGGCGAGGAGGUGCGGCGCAGCUACUGCCCGGCACGCCCAGGCCAGCGACGCGUGCUUAUCAACCUGUACUGCUGCGCCGCCGAGGACGCGCACUUCAUCACCGAUCCGGGAGUGCGCAAGUGCGGCGCGCUCAGCCUCGAUCUCGAGCCCGCCGACUGCGGCCCGGACUCUGCCGGCGCGUCUCCUGGACGUCGCGAGAUCCGCACCGCCAUGCAGUUUGGCGACACCGAGAUUAAGGUCACCGCCGUUGACGUCAGCACCAAUCGCUCUGUGCGCGCGGCCAUUGACUUUCUUUCUAACUGAGGGCGCGCAGGGCGCAGCGCCGCCCACCCUGUGCUUGGCCCCGUCUGACGCCCUCCUUUGGUCCUGGGGUCUGGGGAGCAGGCUGGGGCAGCCAAAUCUGCUAGUUCUGAUGUCAGCACCCCUUUCCCCACCCUCUGCCCAGGGGAGAUGAGGUCACAGGAGGGUGGGAACACAUCCAGAGACGCUACUUUGGGGUUGGGCCCUGGUCCGCUGACUGGAAGGCUGAAGCCCGGCUAAAAUGUGGGGCAGGUAAAGGAGAUUUAGUGGUUUCCAAGAUGGCGCUCCCAGCCCGACAGGAAAGUGUGACCUGCCAGGGCGUGUGACCCCGAAAGCAGAAAGUACCAGAAGACUGAGCCCUGACCUGAACUGAGGGUGGAUGGAAGGGUUGGGAGAGAGGUCAAGCACAGCAGGCUGCAGGGAGAGCAGCAGGAGGAAGGGGGUUCUUCACCUGGACACGAAGGGCCAGAGUUCACUGAUGGAGUCAGCCCAGGCUGGAAGCCCCGCAGAGCAACCACGUGUGGGGUGGGAAAGUGACACUAGAGGGACAGGGUAGUAGGGCCUUCCUGGGGGUGGUACUGACCCAGGUAUGACUGUUAAUUGUAGAAAAGGUAGUAGCUGCCUAAUGGGGGGAAGAACAUAUUAUUAGGGUGAAGACAAUUAUGAGGGGAUGUGGGAGUGUGCGCAAGGGGGCCUUUCCUUCAGGACAAAUGACCCAUAUGGUAAGGCUUCAAGGGCCAGCCUGUGAAUGACCUACUUGUACUCACCCAAAACAUGGAAGGGCAGUUCAGGUGGGAAUAGGGAAGACAGAAGGAGCACUAGGGGACUGGUCCCAGCUCUUCCAUCAACUCAGUGUGGCAUUAGGACAUUCCCUGCCUACCCAUGGGCCUCAGUUUCCCCAAGUGUGAAAUGUUAGGUACCUCCCUCCAACUGUGACAUGCAACAGCCCCACCUGCCUGAGAACCCUAAGGUGACAAUAAAGCAUUUAUGCUCAAGGUGAAGCCACAGUCUGCUGGUACCACAUGACUAGGGAACCCAAUAGUGGAGUAGUGGAGGGACCUAGGUUCCAGAAAGAGAAGGGAGAAAACUUUCAGCCAUACCCAGGGCUGGGGACUGACCAGAAAGGGGUGUAAUGUUUCCCUGUCGGUCAUCCCA
This is a messenger RNA of Trichechus manatus latirostris (Florida manatee), 3213 nucleotides long. It is a transcript of the gene HSPA12B, whose product is annotated as heat shock protein family A (Hsp70) member 12B. Bases 1 to 2061 code for a protein of 686 amino acids. The transcript is spliced from 12 exons. The record is from RefSeq and is a predicted model, not a curated record. Lineage: Eukaryota; Metazoa; Chordata; Mammalia; Sirenia; Trichechidae.